Messenger RNA from Oncorhynchus nerka (sockeye salmon), 1922 nucleotides. Its product is annotated as potassium voltage-gated channel subfamily B member 2-like. NCBI's taxonomy places the organism in Eukaryota, Metazoa, Chordata, Actinopteri, Salmoniformes, Salmonidae. The coding region runs from base 228 to 1922 and encodes 564 amino acids. Gene Ontology annotation, cellular component: dendrite; neuronal cell body; membrane. Gene Ontology annotation, biological process: potassium ion transmembrane transport. Gene Ontology annotation, molecular function: delayed rectifier potassium channel activity. The record is from RefSeq and is a predicted model, not a curated record. The transcript has a single exon.
ACCUGAUUCCACCAAUGAAAGGUUUGAUGAAUUGAUUCAAGGGAAUCAGAUGUAUAGUGCGAAGGCAAACAUUAAAAUGAGCACCUCUUCGGACCAGUACCAGGACCAAGAACCACUGUUUGACUCAUUGAGAGUAUACAGUUUUAGUUGUUCUACUCUAAUCUAAUAUAGGUUUCACCCUGAGGAGGAGUUACAACGAGCUGGGCCUGCUCAUCCUCUUCCUGGCCAUGGGCAUUAUGAUCUUCUCCAGCCUCGUCUUCUUCGCCGAGAAGGACGAAGACGCCACCAAGUUCACCAGCAUCCCCGCCUCCUUCUGGUGGGCCACUAUCACUAUGACUACGGUGGGUUACGGUGACAUCUACCCUCAGACUCUGCUGGGUAAGAUAGUCGGGGGUCUCUGCUGUAUCGCCGGGGUGUUGGUGAUCGCUCUGCCCAUCCCCAUUAUAGUCAACAAUUUCUCUGAGUUCUACAAGGAGCAGAAGAGGCAGGAGAAGGCCAUAAAGAGGCGGGAGGCCCUGGAGAGAGCCAAGAGAAACGGUAGUAUCGUCUCCAUGAACCUGAAGGAUGCGUUCGCCCGGAGUAUGGAGCUGAUGGAUGUAGUCGUGGAGAAAGGAGGAGAGGACAAGCUCUGUGUGGGCCUGGGCAACCACCUGUCCCCCAGCUGCUGGGCCAGCACACCCAAAUGCGCCGCCUCUGACACCAGUCUUCAUUCCCUGGAUAAGACGUUCCCCGAAUCCAUCCUCCUGGGAUCCACCCACCGCAUCACCAUCACCACCAGCAGCAGCCCCCAGCGGCGGCAUCUCGGUAGCCCUCAGUUCAGAGGCGGUAUCCCCGAAUUCAGAGGCGGUACCUCUCAGCUUCUUAACGUUCAGAACCUAGAGUCCAUGUACAACGAGAUGGCCAGGUCUCAGUCCUUCACCAACCUCAACACUUCCUGCUCCCUGAGCACCGUGAGCACCUCAACCGCCUUCACUGCCACGACAUCCCCGGAGUUGCAGCAGCACCCGGGGUCCCCUCCUGCGCCGACCCCGACCCCGACCCCGACCCCGACCCCGACCUUACAGAUAGUAGAACUGGAGAUGCAGGAAGUCCUGCGCUCUUCUUCGUCUUCGACGGAGCUGAAGGAAGGUGACGGAAGACAGAGCCCGCCGAGCGUGGAUAGCAUCGCCACCUGCAGGGACGAGUUUGGGGAGGGUUCUGGAAGGAAGUUCCCUCCGACUCUGGAUCUCCUCCCAGAGUCGAGUGUCGAUGAUGUCCAAAGCCCACACGAUACCACCCUCCUCAAAGACAGGAUGUAUGGGUUUGUUCCCUAUGACCAAGAUGGUGCCACAAAGUCCACCAGAGACGACGCAGAGAGCUUCAACAGAACUGUUGAGAACAUCCGGAAUUCCCUGAGAGGCAGCAUCAACCCUGUCGUCAAGGGAACCAAAGGGUUAAAGGUCAUUUUCAUCGAGGGCCCCCCCACCGAAGCCCCCCCGACGCCACCCAGCACCACCUCACCCCAGGACAUCAGCUCCAGCCUCCUGGAGGAUGAGUCCCCUGAGGGGGAGACCACACCGCUCCUCCCCAGCACAGAGGCCCUCGACCUGGGAACAGAAGACGAGAUCUUCCCCCUGUCCCCUGAGAGGCUGAUGGUAGUGGUGGACACCCCGCCAGGGGACGAGGACACCCUGGACCAGAGUCUCGGGGGUCAAGGGUUGACCAACGAGGAGAAGAACCUGACGGAGACCACCGCAGGAGCGGCAGGAGGGGCAUCGGCGGGGAACUGCACCCAGGGUGUGGUGGGGGGAGGGGCAAGUGGGGAGGGUAAGGUCGACAUCAACCAAAGUGGACACCAAGCAGAGAACCACAUGUUCACACCAGAGAUCCCCCUGAUGACCGGGGAAAGCAGUAUGUCCCCAACCUGUGAAACCAGCAUGUGA